AUGGAGCAGGUUGUAAACGGUAUGCUAAGUUUGUCAGGAUGCAAGGGUGACUCUCUUCCGUCGUCCUUGCUUUUCAUUUUAGAUAAGCAACAAUUUUUACAGUUAAUUUUUAGGUGGGCUGACGAGGACAAGCUCACCUCAAAAGGGCUGUCGAAACGAUCAAAAGCUAACGUACUUAGUACAAAAAGCUUCCGAUACAAACCAAACUCUAAAGCUUUCAAGAAAGGGAAAAAAUCAAAUAGAGGUAUUCAGAAGUUAGCUUCCUAUAAGAACCCUCAGAAGCUUUCUUUUGAGAAUCACAAUGAGAGGAUGCCUUUUGGGAAGCCAGCUUUGCAGCCAUUUCACAAAAGUUUUAGGUCGAGUAAGGAGCUCAAUCUCGAUUCUAACCAAGAAGAGACAACUACGAUUGAAUCUAAAAAUACUAUGAAAAGCAGGUCAAAAAAUACCAGAAAUAUCUCUAAUCCUAAAAAUGACAAACUGAAGCUCUAGAUUCGGACUUGAAUAUCUCAAAAGGACCUAAGAAGACAAUGAAGCAGCUUAGAUCUAUCAUUGAUAAUAAUCUGAAUAUGAGGAGUCCCAUCAGUGGUAUCAGAAAUGGAGAGAAGUCUUAUGAAUCUAGGAAUCAAACUCUUCGAGACAAGAAUAACACUGUUGAACCACACAUGAUCAAAUUUCAUAACUCACAAGUUCUUGAUAAUCUCGUCAGUGCAAAGAGAUUCCCUGGGAAGAAAAUUAGCCAGAAUUCAUUAGAUAGAAUUAAAGAGCAAUUACCUCUGGCUAAGAAUACCAAAGAAAAUAUUUCUGAACGUCAACUCCCUGUUAUUAAGCCACUUAAAAUUCCUUCCUCACAAGUUUUAACAAAGAACUUUCAAGAAAGGAGUAAAAAAUCUAACCUCUCGUUUGGAUUUGAGAACACCUUCCGCAGAAGGAAAAGAGAACUGGGUAACAACUCCAAAUCAGGCAAGAGUAAAAAGAAAGAAUUUAACAAAUCAGCGAUGAUAAAAGGACAGAGCGUAGAGAGUCUUCCUAAUUCUUCAUAUCUAAAUACUUUUGCAAAGGAUUCUUCAAAGAAAGGUGAAAGCACUAGAGCAAUAUCCAUCAAGGAUACUAUGGAUAUCAACACAAACCAUAGAUUCGGGAUGUCUUCUCUACCAAAACAAGUCAGUUUAAAAUAAUGCUAAAUCAGAUGCUAUUAGUGGCAAAGAGAAGUUUAAAUUUAACCCAAGAAUAAAAUCUCCUUACGAUCGCUUCAAGAGCACUAGGAAUACAGAAAAGUUGAACAAAUAUUUCACCCUUGAUGGGAAUAGCCAGACUAAAGAGAUCAGCGAUAUUCAGGAUGCUGAGAGUAUCCACUCUAUGCCAAGAAAAUACUGAAGGAGUAAACCACCUAGCCAAGGUGGUGAUAUGAUUGAGAAAUACGAAGUUCGAACAAAGUGAGGCCUUGCAGCUCCUUCUUCCAAUACAAAGAAAGUCAACCAAGAUUCAUUUAUUGUUAAGCAGAAGCUCUGUGAUGAGAAUGGAACAUGGAUGCUAGCUGUGCUUGAUGGUCAUGGAACUGAAGGUCAUCUUGUUUCAGACUAUGUAAAACAUCAGCUUGUUGAUGAAUUUGAGCUCCAAAUGAAAGUCACAAAUAAGCGCAAACUCUCUGUUCCCAAACACCGUAGGAGAAAAAGUAAAAACGGUAAAUUAGGCUCCAAAAAUUCUCAAAUAAUAAGCUCAGCUCCUAAAUUAAAUUGGAAUGUGCCAAAGCCAAAAAUGAACAACAAUAUUAUGAACUCUAUUGAACUUUUUAACAAGAUUACUCCUCUAGAUUCUGAGGAUGGAGACUCGUGCUUAGACUCAGAAUUUAAUUCAAGCAAUAAAGCCUCAAGAGAUUCUAAGAGGAGAGAAGAUAUUAGAAUCAAGGAAGCAUUGAGGCUUGCAUUUAAUAACACUCAUGGAAAAAUGAAGCAACAGCAGUUUGAUUCUAAACUAUCAGGCACUACUUGAGUAACUAUCGUCAUUCAAGACGACCGUGUUUAUAUAGCUAAUGCAGGUGAUAGUAGGGUUGUAGUUGGAAGAAAGAAUUCCAGAUUAUUGUGGGAACCCUAUCAGCUUAGCCGGGAUCAUAAGCCAGAUCUUGAAGAUGAACAUCAUAGAAUCAUCUCUAAUAGAGGAAGAGUUUUUCCGUUUAGAGAUGAAGAGGGAAAUUAUCUUGGUCCUCAUCGAGUUUGGCAUCCAAAUUUCCUGUACCCCGGACUUGCGAUGAGUAGAUCUCUUGGUGAUUGAAUAGCACAUCAAUAUGGAGUCACUUCAGACCCAGAAAUAACUCAAUAUAAAAUGCAAGCCCAUGACAAAUUCAUUAUUCUUGCUUCUGAUGGAAUCUGGGAGUUCAUGUCAAAUCAAGAGGUAAUUGAUACCCUCUCAAUCGCAAUUGAUGAGGAUGAUUAUGGCAAAGCUAUUGAAGAUUUAGUAACUCAAGCACAUGAGCAAUGGAUCGCCAACGAUAUCUGCAUUGACGACAUCACUUGAGUAGUCGUGAAGUUGAAGAACUAAUGUCUCCCAUUAAUCAAUAAUUCAAU
This is a messenger RNA of Moneuplotes crassus, 2561 nucleotides long. Lineage: Eukaryota; Ciliophora; Spirotrichea; Euplotida; Euplotidae. The record is from the annotation of a GenBank genome assembly.